This is a messenger RNA of Xiphophorus couchianus (Monterrey platyfish), 1769 nucleotides long. It is a transcript of the gene dffb, whose product is annotated as DNA fragmentation factor, beta polypeptide (caspase-activated DNase). Gene Ontology annotation, molecular function: DNA endonuclease activity. NCBI's taxonomy places the organism in Eukaryota, Metazoa, Chordata, Actinopteri, Cyprinodontiformes, Poeciliidae. The record is from RefSeq and is a predicted model, not a curated record. The transcript has 7 exons. The coding region runs from base 46 to 1086 and encodes 346 amino acids. Gene Ontology annotation, biological process: apoptotic DNA fragmentation; apoptotic process. Gene Ontology annotation, cellular component: cytoplasm; nucleus.
UCAAGAGGAAGAAGAACAAAGGAAGCGGUACGUAUAAACUGUGAAAUGUUCGGACUCUUCAAGAAAAACAAACCUGUUAAAAUUCGAGGUUAUAGUGGGGACAGAAAAUACGGCAUUGCUUCUAAAGAUGUAAAGGAGCUGAUUAAAAAGAGCUGUAAGCUGUUACAGCUGCCACUUUCUGGUGCUCAUGUGUGUUUAUAUGAAGAUGGAACGAUGGUGACAGAGGAUUUCUUUCCCACCCUGCCUGAUAACUGCGAACUUGUUCUUCUGUCAAGGGAUCAGACAUGGAGCGGAGUCGUUUGUGACAUUGGUCGGUUACUGAACACCGAUCGCCAUGCUGACGGUCUCAUUGAAGCAGCGAAGGGUCUUCUCUCUGACGAGAAAUCUUUCAAGAGGCGUAAAGUCCUUACUGACCUGCUGCAGAACCUGGAGGACAGAUCAGAUCUGGAGAGCAGAGAGGAGGAUGAAGACUGGUUUACUGGUGUCGAUGUGCGAUUCAAAACAAAGUCUGCCUACAUGAAGUACAACUGUGAAAGCAGAAUACGGGGCUACAUGAAGGAGGUGGACAAUGCAACCAACGGCACACAGAAAGCUAAAGUGAAAGAGGAGUUUUUAAAAACAUCCAAGUGCCUGGUUGAGAUGCUGAAAAAUGACAAGUACAAUGGUAAAUACUUCGACAGGACUGAAAAGGAGUCUGGGCGCCUCUGCACUAAGGAAGGAUGGUUUACCUGUCAGGGAUCCUUUGAGCAGAAAUUGUGCCAGUCGCUCCAUUCAAUCAACCCGUAUGGCAGCAGAGAGAGCAGGAUCGUCUUCAGCACUUGGAACCUUGAUCACAGGAUUGAAAAGAAGAGGACCAUCAUACCUGCUCUGCUGGAGGCUCUGCAGACUCAUAAGACCGCAGACAUAAACUUGAACUACUUCUACCAAAUGCUGUUCACCAGGGAAAACCUCAAGCUAGUGCACAUCGUCUGCCACAAAAAGGGAGCGCACAACCUGAUGUGUGACACCAAUAAGAUGUUCAGGACUAGUAAAAAUGCGAGGAAAGCAAAAGAAGAUACCAAAGGGAAGAAAAAGCGUUGUACCUAAAACAUUUUUACGUUAAUGUUUUUUUUUUAAUUAGUUUUUAUUUGCUGUAAAAUUGAUAACUUGUCAUUCAUUGAACAAAAUGAAACAAAACAGUUUUGUAAAUCAUAAAAAGCUUUUUAUUGUAUUAUGUGGCACAAUAAUGUAAAAUAUAUGGAUGGAUUAAGAAUGUUGCCCAAAUAAUGAGACAUUCAAUCAGUCUGAGUUACACACUGAAGACAAAUGUUAAUUAUUUUUUACAUAAAUAAGGCAGUAAUAAUAUACAAUAUUUCUGUUAAGUGGUCAGAUCUAUCAGCUAUAUACAAAACCUGUGGAUAUAGUUCUAGUGCAAUUGCAGAUAACCUGUUAAGGUUCUAUUUCUCAAUCAAGUUUGUUCAAAUCUAGUUAAACUGCAGAUUCUUAGGCAGAAAAAUCAACUUUGUUAUCUAAUAACUUUAGCAACUAUAAACAGUAGGAAUAUAAAGAACAAUUAGCUGCACUGGUGUGUGUGUAUAUAUAUAUUUAUAUAUAUACAGUAUAUAUAUAUAUAUAUAUAUAUAUAUAUAUGUGUGUGUGUGUUUAUCUACAUACAGACAUUAUGUUACAAAGCUGCCAAAAACCUUUAAGGAUGGAUUUUAGACACUUGGUGAAAAAUGGCUGGAAUAUGACAUUCAUCUCUGAUCUUGUAAUAAACAGAUCUGCUCUUU